This is a messenger RNA of Entrophospora candida, 795 nucleotides long. Lineage: Eukaryota; Fungi; Glomeromycota; Glomeromycetes; Entrophosporales; Entrophosporaceae. The record is from the annotation of a GenBank genome assembly.
AUGCUUGAUUUAAUGAAUGAAAAAAAUGAUAAUGAAAUUAUCAAAGAAAAGGAAGAGGAGUUUUUGUGCAAAUGGGGAUCUUGUAAAGAAAAAUUCCAAUCAAUGAUUUUAUUAUGGAAACAUGUUGAACAACAUAUUGAUAAUACUAAACAUAGAUUUGUGCGUUUAUUCACUGAUGAUUAUGAUGAAGAAGAAGAAAAAUGUUAUUUAUUUGAUUUCAUAUCUAACCUUAUUAGAAAAAAUUCUUCAACAGAUGAUCCGAUGGGAAACAAUGACAAUGAUGCUGACGAUGAACAACCUAACAACGAUAAUAAUUUAAUAAAUCAGCAACACCAACAAAUAUUUCAACUACAGCAACAAUAUAUGUAUCAACAACAACUAAUGCGACAGCAACAAAUCCAACAGCAACAGAUGCAACAGCGACAGAUGGAAAUACAAUUAUAUCAACAACAGUUGUACCAACAACAACUGUAUCAACAACAACUUCAACCUCAAUCCCGACUUCAACAACUCCAAUCCCAAUCUCAACAAGUGUUACUGCGUCAACAAUAUCAACCAUCUGUAAAUCAACAACAACAAUAUCAACUUAAUACUCAUCAACCUCGACAACAACAAUCACUAUCUCGACCCCUACGUCGACAACAGCAAGGGCAACAACAACAACAGACUUUUUAUCAGCAACAAAUACUGCAACAAGUACAACAAGUACAGCAAAUACAGCAAAUGAAAUCAAUAUAUCAUACGCAACAACCACAACGGUUUGACUUUUUAUAUACACGAGUGGUCUGGAGAUAG